Paramecium tetraurelia is the source of this 6063-nucleotide messenger RNA. RefSeq lists its product as uncharacterized. The transcript has 7 exons. The record is from RefSeq and is a predicted model, not a curated record. Lineage: Eukaryota; Ciliophora; Oligohymenophorea; Peniculida; Parameciidae.
AUGAUAUAAAACUGGAUAGGGAAAUUAUUAUUUAAUAUUUGCGGAGAUCUGGUGGAGGAUUUCCCUAAUAAUGAAAUUGAAAUAAAUAAAUGGUAAGGGGUUGGAGAAAAAAGAAACAUUAAGUUUAAAUAAAACAAAGUAAGAGAAUGGAUGAUGGAAUAUUUUGGAUUAAAUGUCGAUGUGAAAAGGGCUGAGAUUGAAUUGUUAUAAUUUAAAAUCCCUUGGAAUAGAAUUUGGAAAGAACCUACUAAAAUUCUUGUCAAAGAUGCAUUUAUUUGUGUGUAAACCAGAGAAGAAUUCUCACUUGAAUUGAUGCGUCUACAGUAUUAGAGUGACUUAAAAGAUUUCAUUGAGCAUUGCUAUAAGAAACUUUUCAAUAAUUUUACAAAUACUAAAAAGCAAAGCAAACUAAAAAGAGCCCUUAAAAAUUUCUUUUCCGAAAUGAUUAUCCUAGAAGUGUAAAACUUCCAUCUCAGAUUAGAAGAUGAAGAUAAUGCUGUUAAACACAAUCGCGUAGCAUUAGGAGUCUUAUUUAAAACAUUGACUUUACAACCCUCUUAUAAUAAUAAAAAUGAAUAAGAAAUUAAAAGAAAAUUAGAUUUCUCAGUUGAAGCCCUAAGUAUGUAUCUAAAAAUUGAACCAACUUCUAAGCAAUCUAAUUGUCUUUCACCUGAUUAUGUAGAAUAGCAAAAUGUUAUCAUAGACCCAUUAUCAUUUCGAAUACUCAUACAUACUAAUUUAACUUAGUAAGAGGAAAUACCUUUAAAAUAUAUAGAAAUUUAAUUUGGCGAUGAUAUUAAAAUAAACAUCGAUAAUUAAUAAUUUUAAACCAUUCUCAAAUUAUUGAAACUAAGAGAUUGGUAUUGCCAAUAAGGAGAUCAUUUACAAUAUCGACCUUAAUAUAAAUCUAGUCCCAAAGAUAGUCCUUUUGAAUGGCUUCUCUAUUGGAAAUAAAUUGUCACCUUAAUUAGAAGUAGAAUUAAUAAAUAAAAAAUUAAUCUUAAAUCUAAAAUGAGAAAUGAUUUGGUUAAAUAUAUUGUUGUUGAUUUUCUUCACCAACAAUAUUAACAAAAUGAUGAUAAUCGAUAUUGUAUUGAUGAUUAAAUGAUAUUAUAUACAGAUAUACUAUAAAAUAAACAGUAAAUAGAAGACAAGUUACUCCAAGAAGAAAUAGAAUUAGUAUUCUAUAAGGUAAAUAAAAUAUUAAACUCACCUGAAUAAUUAAAAGAUAUUCUAGUAAAAAUGAAUUUAGAAUAACCUUAAUAAUAAGAGAAAAAAUAAACCAUUUGGUCCUAUUUUUGGAAAUAAAAGCAAUAACCUGAAGAAGGUACAGAAUUUCAAUCUAAAUACGAGAAAUUAUACACUUCAAUAAGCUAAAAUGAAAAUAGAUGUUUGAAAAGAUUAGAAAUAUAAAUUUCAAAUAUAUUGAUUAACUUAAAAAUUGCUUAAGAAAGAUCCACUGUUUUUAUGAAAAUCGAAUUAAAAGAAUCCCUAUUACAGUAUGAGUCAUUCUUAAAAAUCCGAAAAUUUAUAUUGAAGCUAAAAAGAAUUACUGCAUAUGAUUGUUUAAACCCUAAUAAAGAUUUUUAAACAAUCUUUUGUUAUCAUUCAUAUAUUGAGAGAUCUUAGAGGCAUUAAUAUUUAAGUUAAGACCAAUCACAAAUAGAAAUUUCAUUUGAAUAUAAUAAAGAAGCUAAUAAAUCGCUUUUUAAAGUGAAAUCAUUACCUCAUUUAAUGUCCUUGAAUGAUACAGUCUUAGCGCGUCUACAGCCGUUUCUCAAAUAACUAAGAAAAAAUGAUUAUUUCUAUGACAUUGUCUUCAUAAGUUAAGGUAAUUUCAAGAAAAGCGAAUUCAUAAAUGUGAUAUCAAAUUUAUGCAAAGCAAAUCGUUUAAUACUAGAUAUUAAUAUAUCUCAUGUUACAAUUCGAAUCCCGGAAAGUGCGAUCAAAACAAAUUGUCCAGUCCUUGAGAUUACCCUUGAAAACUACCUAUUACAAUUUCUAAAUACAGUUACACAACAAAUAAAUAAAUUUGCUAUUAACUUUUAAUAUGUUGAAAAAAAUUGUAAAUAAUCCAUUCACAUCUUGCAGCCAGUUUCAAUCACCACUAAAGUUGUUUAAUUAUAAAAUUAAGAUGAGCAGAAUAAAUUGAAUGAGCUUACUGAUCUAGUGUUAGAAAAUAAAAUUAGCGAUAUCUUCAUUACAAUUCCAAUAUUAAAAACUGACUUUUUUAAGAAUUUUGUUUACAAUGUUUUAGGAACUUUAGAUAAUUUAAAGAAGAUUUCUAUUUUUUUAUAAAAAGAAGAUUCUGUUAAUUAAUCAUCAUCAGUUAACUCUAUAAAUAGAAGGAAGAGGUCCAGAUCUUGGUCUUAGUAAAGAGAUUAAUCGUCAAGAAGAGAAGAUUGCUCAUCUCAAACCAGCGAAAUUUAUUAUGAUGCUGAAGAAUUCAUAAAUAUUCCCUUCAUUUAAUCUAUCACAUAAAGUAGAUAGCAAGUAUCACCUUAAGAAAAGAGAGAAGAAAUGCUAAAAAAAUGGAAUAAAAUAAGAAUUAAUCUAAAUUAUUUGGUGAACAAAAUAUUUAAAGAAGCUGAUCCAAAAAUUAGUUAAUUUCUCGAGUCCUUGAGAUUAAAAGCAGUGUUCGAAUUACAGAAAUUCUAAAUUAAAGUUGCUAUAUAAAAAAAUAAUGAAAGAAACUCAUAUUUUUAUAUUGAUAAUAUUAAUGUGACUAUUGAAAAGGCUUUUAAAGUUAAGCAUUUCGGUUUCCAGCUAGAGAUAAAUACAAUAACAUUAUCAAUUUAUAAAUUACAUUAAUUGAAAUAACUAAAAAAAUAUUCAGGCCCAUAAUCAGAUGACAUAAUGGCCUAUAUAAAUGAAGAUAUGCUCAAUUUACUUCCUUUUUUAUUAAGAAUAAAAGAGUUACAAAUUUAUUAUUUAAUUUCUGUUAAAGAAAUUAAAUUAGAAUUACAAAAUAUUAAAGAAGCUAAUUAAAAUUAUCUAACGACAUGUUUAAGCAAUUUCAACCUUUAAAGCUAAUUGCCUUUUAAAAUUAUGUAUAAAGAAAAACUCUCUGAUAAACCUUUCUUUUUAGAAAUUAAUAAUUCUGUAUCUUCAUGGGACACUACAUGUGAUUGCAAAUUUAUUAUGAAUAUAUUAUAUUACAAUGGAAAACUCAAAUUAUAUGAACCCAUUUUAGAUACUUGUGAGGCAAUAAUUACUUUUUAAAAAAGCUCUGAGGAGCUAUGUUUUGAAACAAAAUUUACCUAAUUACUUUUUAAUAUUACUCCAUAACUCAUAUUCACACUUUAUUCAUUGAACUAGCAUUCAUUAUAAAUUAAAUAGUUUUUAUUGUAAGAUUUAAAUAAUUCAUAAGAUUAAAUAGUUGUAAAGUAAAACUUAACGUAGAAAUUUGAAAUUGAAAUUGAACAUGAUAAUGCUAAAUUGCUAGUAGAUUAAAUUGAAAUUUAGCAUUCUUAUCACUAUAAAACUAAAUAUCGAAUUCAAUUGUAAACUGCUAAUUCUGACGAUGAAGUUUCUAAUGAAAAAAUAACCUAACAUUCAAGACACGUCACAUUUCAUGAUCAAGAUCCAUCACCAUCAAUUAAAUAAUAGCAAACACCAAAUUUUAAAAAACAAACCUCAUUAUUAGAAGACGAAAUCCUAAAAGAUUAAUCAAAUGAGAAAGAUACUAUUAAAAGAAUUGCUAGUGAAAUUGAUUUUUCUGAGAAGUAGCGUUUUGUGACUGAGAUUUUAGGAGAUUACUUACCUAUUGAACAGAGCACAAAAUACAUUUUUGUUAAUCUAACAGUUCAAAAGUUAUUAUUCAAUUUAAAUGGAAUUGAAUAAUAUAUAAAUGAAAAAGAAAGCAAGUUUGUUAGAUGUACUGAAGUUAUGGCAUUUAAGUUUACUUCUUAAAGGAAUUUUUUUCGAUAUAGUUCUUUAAUUAGAACAAAAGAAGAACGAACAUACUUUUUGAAAACAGAUAAUAGGGAUCAUAAAUUAAAGACAAUUUAUUAUUUAUUAUCAAUAAUAAAUAGAAACUAAAAUCAAAUUAUAAUUUAUCAAAUUGAGUAACUACCUAAAGCGCCAUAUUUGAUCAAAAACAAGUGUUCAUAACUUAUAAUAUUCUAUUAACAAAAUUUUGAAAAACAAUAAUGUAUUUUAGAACCUGGAAAGUCUUCUGGUUUUUGUUGGGAGGAUCCAUUUUAAGCUCCAUCAUUACAGUUAGAAAUUCACUAUGAGGGCCAAACAAAACGAUUUUUAAUUGAUAUCGAUAGAUUCAAUAAUUAAGAAUUGUAAAUUGAUAAGUAAUUGGAUUCAACUAUUGAUAAAGAGUACAGUUUAGAAAUCUUUAACGAUGGAUUAUAAAAAGUCAUUGUUUUAGCCGAAGCCCAGUCAUUGAAAAAGAAAAAGAAAUCUUAUAAGAUAUCAUGUGAAUUGAUAGGAUUUUCAUUCAUUGAUGAAUGGGAAAUUUUAUACGCAGAAAUUAAUAAUACUAAAUAUUUUUAAUAAUAGUAAUAGACUGAUAUAGUAACUUAUUAGAUUUCUGCUGAAAAUAUCUAGCUUGAUGCAUGUGGAUUACCAAUACCAAAAAGAUAAUUAUAUAUUGUAAAUAAUUAGAUAAGCAAUCUAAACAAGUCUAAUGGUUAAAAAAAGUCUAUAACAUAAUCUUAAUUAAUAUAGGACACAUAAUCUGCUCUUCAGGAAUAAUUAAAAUUAAAAAUUAAAUAAAAAACAAUAUCUGAAAUUUUGGUUCAUUUAAAGUAUGUGAAAGUUAGAAUCCCAAAUUAUAAAAUCAUAAUUGAUAGCAAUCUAUUAUUACAAGUCUUUUCAUUUAUAAAACACACAAAAUUACUCUUAGAUGCUUUCGAUACUCCAAAAUAAAAGUCAAAAUCAAUUCUACUAUAACAAUCCUUUGAAAAACUUAACAAUUCAAAUAUUAGUGACAAAUAAAUUUAAAUCUAACCUAAAAAAAUUCAUAUUGAUAAAGUUAUAAUAAGACCAUUUUCUGUAAAGAUGAGGUUUAAGAAUUUAUUGAAUAUGGAAUAAGAACUCAAAACCUUACAUCAUCAAGCAGGUUUGAUCACCUUCGUGCUAAAUCAAUUUCAGCAAUUGAACCUUGAAUUUUAGCAAUAUGUUAAAACAGACUAUUAAUAAUUUAUGGAUGCAAAUUAUGAACUUCACAUUAAAGCUUUAUUUAAUGUCUUCGGCGAGUCCAUAAAUUAAUAAAUAAGAUGUCAAGUAAACCCGACAAAUUUUUUAAAAAAUUAAGGAAAUUUAGCAAAAUAAUUCAUCACAGAAUUAAACAAUUUACAAAAUGAAAUGGAUAAAAAUGAUAUAUUUUAAGGCGGUUUACCAGUUAAAUUUUAACUACUUUAAACAUUUUGUGUUAUUAGUAAAUCUCUAUAUGAUGCUGCUCAAGAGACUUUUGUUUCUGUGUUAUUGGGAAUUGGAAAGUAUUGUGAAACAUCCUAGCCUGACCAAGCAAUAUAAAGAACAUCCUUCUCAAAUAAAUUAUCAAAAUUAUUUAGAAGGGUGUCUGAUUUCUAAUUUAAAAGUUAAACUACCUUAGAAAUUUCUUUCCAACUAUUAAUUUCUAAAUUAAAAACUAGGAGAUAUCCUAAAUAUAUUCAUAAAAAUAGAUAAAUAACUUCAUAUAAUGAAGAUCUAUCAAAGUUUUAAUUAUAUAGAUUAUGGAAAUUAGGAUUGGAUCAAUAAUUUGACCAUUUUCAUUUGUCUUUGAAUUGCUACUUAUUUUUAUCAAACUAAUUGUUCAUAUUAUUAGAUUCUUAAUACAACUAGAUAUUAUUAGAGAUGAAUUAAAGAAUGUUUUAAUCAAUAACAAAUACAAAUUCUAGUUGUGUCAUUAAAUAUUAGAAAUCUAAUGUAAAUAAGCAGGAAGGAGAUGAUGAUAUUGGCAUGAAGCAAUUAAAGGUAGAAAAACUCACGUUAAAUUUUACAAUAGACGAAAAAAUAUUAUCAUCAAUAACUAAUAUAAUCAAAUCAAAUGUUGAAAUUCUUAACGUAAAAGAAAAUAAAAUAUUUAGUAUUAUGAUGCUAAUUUGA